This is a messenger RNA of Salmo salar (Atlantic salmon), 960 nucleotides long. Lineage: Eukaryota; Metazoa; Chordata; Actinopteri; Salmoniformes; Salmonidae. The record is from RefSeq and is a predicted model, not a curated record.
AUGUCUAUCCGACUGGACAAUCUGCUGGCUGCCCGCGGGCGUUCGGAAAGGGUCCUGUCUGUUCCACCUCCGUGCACUCCCGCCCCUAUUCCUAUGGAGUUAGGGGGCGCCGUGCCGAGGGGUACCGGAGGAGGAGGCUCCUCCUGCACCAGCUGUGGUCGGAGAAGACACACGGCCGACUGUGUGGCGGAUGUGUUGUCCACUGAGCUGCUCAUCCGCAAACUGCCCUUCCAGCACCUGGUGAGAGAAAUCGCUCAGGACUUCAAGACCGACCUGCGCUUCCAGAGCUCCGCCGUGAUGGCCCUGCAGGAGGCUAGUGAGGCUUACCUGGUCGGCCUGUUCGAGGACACCAACCUGUACGCCAUCCAUGCCAAGAGGUUGACCAUCAUGCCCAAGGACAUCCAGCUGGCCCACCGUAUUCACAGAGAGCACCCUUAAAUGAUGACCAGAUCUCCAAAAUCCCCCAAAGGGAGGAUGAUUGUUUUUUUUAUGAGCAUGGCCUUAUUUCUAUUAAAGCAUAUUGGAUGACUGUCAUUCAUAUUCCAUUCACCCAGCUCAAUGUAACAUCGAUAGGUUUAGGCUAUUUCAAUUCUCCCUGUAACCAUCAUGAGGUUGCUACAACCUAGCCUCUGAAUGAAAGUUUACAACUUCAAGGUCAAGAGUAUUUUGACUAAUCAAGGUGUCAGACAUUGAGUGACACAAGCAGUUCCAGGUUACACACUCUUUUCUGCAUCUAGUUGAUCUAGGGUGUAAUCAUUAGUCCAACAGUUGCAAAUAAUAGUUUCUAUUGGACAAAUUCAAGUAUGUAUAGCCCGUUUCGUUCCAUUUGCUUCCAUUUAAGAAACGUUUUUCAACAGAAUUGGCGGAAUGAGUCCAAUCCUGAUCACAAGCAAACAGUUCACUUUCAUAGCAGCCACAUAAAAACAGCAUGAUCACUUUGCUCGUUGUAUAGGCUGUAUA